Hipposideros armiger (great roundleaf bat) is the source of this 6600-nucleotide messenger RNA. It is a transcript of the gene MED12L, whose product is annotated as mediator complex subunit 12L. NCBI's taxonomy places the organism in Eukaryota, Metazoa, Chordata, Mammalia, Chiroptera, Hipposideridae. Bases 22 to 6600 code for a protein of 2192 amino acids. The transcript has 45 exons. Gene Ontology annotation, biological process: positive regulation of transcription by RNA polymerase II. Gene Ontology annotation, molecular function: beta-catenin binding; transcription coactivator activity; transcription factor binding. The record is from RefSeq and is a predicted model, not a curated record. Gene Ontology annotation, cellular component: mediator complex.
CGCCGGUUAACAUGAGAGAUCAUGGCCGCCUUCGGGCUUCUCAGCUAUGAGCAGAGACCACUGAAACGUCCCCGGCUCGGGCCGCCGGACGUCUACCCGCAGGACCCUAAGCAGAAGGAGGACGAACUUACCGCUGUGAAUGUAAAGCAAGGCUUCAACAAUCAGCCGGCCUUCACGGGAGAUGAGCACGGCUCAGCCAGGAAUAUUGUAAUUAACCCAUCAAAGAUUGGAGCUUAUUUUAGCAGCAUAUUAGCUGAGAAAUUAAAGCUUAACACUUUCCAGGACACCGGGAAGAAGAAACCACAAGUUAAUGCUAAAGAUAAUUAUUGGCUGGUUACUGCUCGAUCCCAGAGUGCAAUUCAUAGUUGGUUCUCUGACUUAGCAGGAAAUAAACCACUUGCUAUUUUAGCAAAGAAGGAGCUGCCUCUGGCCAAGUCAGGUGUUCCUCAGGUUCCGAUCCUUAGUAAAAAAGAAGAUGUUUUUGCAUAUUUAGCUAAAUAUUCAGUGCCAAUGGUUCGAGCGACGUGGCUAAUUAAGAUGACCUGUGCCUAUUAUUCUGCUAUUUCUGAAGCUAAAAUUAAGAAACGUCAGGCUACGGACCCCAAUUUGGAGUGGACACAGAUAUCUACCAGAUAUCUCCGAGAGCAGCUGGCGAAGAUUUCCGACUUUUACCACAUGGCCUCCAGCACAGGCGAUGGGCCUGUCCCAGUGCCACCAGAUGUGGAGCAAGCCAUGAAGCAAUGGGAGUACAAUGAAAAGCUGGCAUUUCACAUGUUCCAGGAAGGAAUGCUAGAAAAGCACGAAUAUCUGACAUGGAUCUUGGAUGUUUUAGAAAAGAUCAGACCAAUGGAUGAUGAUCUUCUUAAACUCUUGUUACCACUAAUGCUGCAGUACUCAGAUGAAUUUGUUCAGUCGGCCUACCUGUCUCGUCGUCUUGCCUACUUUUGUGCUCGGCGUCUUGCCUUGCUGCUGAGCGAUAGCCCCAACCUCCUUCCUGCCCACUCGCCCCACAUGAUGAUAGGACCAAACAGCGCCAGCAUCGGGGCCCCCAGCCCCGGCCCCGCGGGCCCUGGCAUGAGCCCCAUGCAGCUGGCCUUCUCAGACUUUAUUUCCUGCGCACAGCAUGGCCCCCUGGUGUAUGGACUUAGCUGUAUGUUGCAGACUGUCACUCUCUGUUGCCCAAGUGCCUUGGUGUGGAAUUAUUCCACAAAUGACAAUAAGAGCGCGAACCCAGGCUCACCCCUGGAUCUGCUGCAGGUGGCCCCCUCCAGCCUCCCCAUGCCGGGUGGGAACACGGCUUUCAAUCAGCAGGUUCGAGCAAGGAUUUAUGAGGCAGAACAGCAGAUAAAGCAAAGAGGCCGUGCCGUGGAAGUCCGGUGGUCCUUUGACAAGUGCCAGGAGUCAACAGCAGGGGUGACCAUUAGUCGGGUUUUGCACACGUUGGAAGUGUUGGAUCGGCACUGUUUUGACCGAACUGACUCCAGCAAUUCAAUGGAGACGCUUUAUCAUAAGAUUUUCUGGGCAAACCAGAACAAAGAGAACCAAGAGGUUGCCCCCAACGAUGAAGCUGUGGUGACGCUGUUGUGUGAAUGGGCUGUGAGCUGUAAACGGUCCGGCAAGCACAGGGCCAUGGCCGUGGCCAAACUCUUGGAGAAGAGGCAAGCGGAAAUCGAGGCAGAGAGAUGUGGUGAAUCAGAGGUCUUAGAUGAGAAGGAGUCCAUUUCUUCAGCCUCUCUCGCUGGAUCGAGUUUGCCUGUUUUCCAAAAUGUUCUGCUAAGGUUUUUAGAUACCCAGGCCCCCUCACUGUCGGAUCCCAACAGUGAAUGUGAAAAGGUGGAAUUUGUGAAUCUGGUGCUGCUGUUCUGUGAGUUCAUCCGACACGACGUUUUCUCUCACGACGCAUACAUGUGCACACUCAUAUCUCGAGGAGACUUGUCAGUCACCGCCUCCACUCGGCCCCGGUCUCCAGUGGGAGAGAAUGCCGAUGAACACUAUCCAAAGGACCAUGACGUGAAAAUGGAGGAACAGGCUAUUAUGGCACAUAUGGGCAUUGACUCAGGAACUACUAAUAUUUUUGAUGAAGUAGACAAGAGUGACUUUAAAACUGACUUUGGUUCGGAAUUUCCAAUUUUUUCUCCCAUGCCUGGUGAGUCCUGUGAGAAUGCCAACCCUUCCUUGGGCAGAAGAAUGUCGGUUAAUGGUGAGAAGUUGCUGAAGAGAGAAAAACCGAGCGAUUUAAUUUUUCCAUCUAAUUAUGACCUCCUGCGACACUUGCAGUAUGCAACACAUUUUCCCAUACCUCUGGAUGAAUCUUCAAGUCAUGAAUGUAACCAGCGCACAAUCCUUCUGUACGGAGUGGGCAAAGAGCGUGAUGAAGCGAGGCAUCAACUGAAGAAGAUUACCAAAGAUAUUUUGAAAAUCCUAAAUAAGAAGAGCACCACAGAGACAGGGGUUGGAGAUGAAGGACAAAAAGCUAGGAAGAACAAACAGGAAGCAUUUCCAACAUUGGAGACGGUGUUCACAAAACUUCAACUCCUUUCAUAUUUUGAUCAGCAUCAAGUGACAUCUCAGAUCUCCAACAAUGUACUGGAACAAAUCACUAGCUUUGCGUCAGGGACGUCCUAUCACCUCCCUUUGGCUCACCAUAUUCAGCUUAUCUUUGACCUCAUGGAGCCAGCGCUGAACAUCAAUGGACUAAUUGACUUCGCAAUACAGCUACUAAAUGAGCUGAGUGUGGUAGAAGCCGAGCUGCUCCUGAAAUCCUCCAGCCUGGCAGGAAGUUACACAACGGGUCUGUGUGUCUGCAUCGUGGCUGUUCUCAGGCGGUACCAUAGCUGUCUGAUCCUGAACCCUGAUCAGACAGCCCAGGUGUUUGAAGGGUUGUGUGGUGUGGUGAAGCAUGUUGUGAACCCCUCAGAAUGUUCUUCUCCCGAAAGAUGCAUCUUAGCCUACCUCUAUGAUCUCUACGUGUCAUGUAGUCACCUCAGAAGUAAAUUUGGAGACCUCUUCAGUAGUGCCUGUUCAAAAGUUAAGCAAACCAUAUAUAAUAAUGUGAUGCCUGCAAACUCUAACUUGCGAUGGGAUCCGGACUUCAUGAUGGAUUUCAUUGAGAAUCCUUCAGCCCGGAGCAUCAACUACUCCAUGCUGGGCAAGAUCCUCAGCGACAACGCCGCCAACCGAUACAGCUUCGUCUGCAAUACACUCAUGAAUGUCUGUAUGGGCCACCAGGACGCUGGGAGGAUUAAUGACAUAGCCAAUUUCUCCUCCGAGCUGACAGCUUGCUGCACUGUUCUCAGUUCAGAGUGGCUGGGAGUUCUGAAGGCUCUUUGUUGUUCUUCGAAUCACGUGUGGGGCUUUAAUGAUGUACUUUGCACUGUGGAUGUGAGUGACCUUUCAUUCCAUGAUUCAUUAGCUACUUUCAUUGCUAUUCUGAUAGCACGACAGUGUUUUUCCCUGGAGGACGUCGUGCAGCACGUGGCACUCCCCUCUCUCCUAGCAGCAGCUUGUGGAGAUGCCGAUGCUGAGCCCGGGGCGAGGAUGACCUGCCGACUCCUUCUCCACCUUUUCCGAGCUCCCCAGGCCUGCCUGUUACCUCAAGCGACUGGCAAACCCUGCCCCGGAAUCAGAUCGUCCUGUGAUAGACACCUCUUAGCUGCUGCUCACAACAGCAUCGAAGUGGGAGCGGUGUUUGCUGUUUUAAAAGCAAUUAUGAUGCUUGGAGAUGCCAAAAUUGGCAAUAACAAUGUCAGCUCUUUAAAGAAUGAUGACUUCACCAUGAGGGGUUUACGACAUGAUGGGAAUGCUGAUGAUAUCUGGACUGCCUCACAAAAUUCAAAAUCCUGUGGGAAAAGCAUUUCCAUAGAAACUGCCAAUUUAAGAGAAUAUGCUAGAUAUGUACUGAGGACCAUCUGUCAACAGGAAUGGGUAGGAGAACAUUGCUUAAAAGAGCCUGAAAGAUUAUGCACAGACAAAGAACUUAUAUUGGACCCUGUGCUUUCUAAUAUGCAAGCGCAGAAGUUAUUGCAGCUUAUCUGUUACCCUCAUGGCAUUAAAGAGUGUACCGAGGGCGACAACCUGCAGAGACAGCACAUUAAACGCAUUCUUCAGAAUCUUGAGCAGUGGACGCUGAGGCAGUCCUGGCUAGAACUUCAGUUAAUGAUUAAACAGUGCCUGAAGGACCCUGGCUCUGGCUCGGUGGCUGAGAUGAACAACCUACUGGACAACAUUGCAAAGGCAACCAUAGAGGUAUUCCAGCAGUCUGCGGACUUGAACAACAACUCUUCCAAUUCCAGUGUGGGCCUCUUCAACCCAAGUGGGAUCGGAAGUACUGAUACUAGUAGCACGAGACAGAAUGGAAUAAAGACAUUUCUAAGUUCCUCUGAACGCAGGGGUGUCUGGCUGGUAGCCCCCCUAAUUGCCAGGCUGCCAACUUCUGUGCAAGGAAGAGUACUGAAAGCUGCCGGGGAGGAACUAGAGAAGGGACAGCACUUGGGUUCUUCUUCAAAAAAGGAAAGAGACAGACAAAAACAGAAAAGUAUGUCUCUUCUGAGUCAGCAGCCAUUCCUCUCACUGGUCCUUACCUGCCUUAAGGGACAAGACGAACAACGAGAAGGCCUCCUAACAUCUCUCCAGAAUCAAGUUAAUCAGAUCUUAAGUAACUGGAGAGAAGAACGAUACCAAGAUGAUGUAAAAGCACGGCAGAUGAUGCACGAAGCAUUGCAGCUCCGCCUAAAUUUGGUGGGAGGAAUGUUUGACACGGUGCAGCGGAGCACCCAGUGGACAACAGACUGGGCCCUCCUCCUCCUUCAGAUCAUUACUUCCGGGACCGUUGACAUGCACACUAACAAUGAAUUAUUCACAACAGUUCUUGACAUGCUGGGUGUUUUAAUCAAUGGAACAUUAGCCUCUGACCUAUCAAACGCAUCUCCAGGGGGAUCUGAAGAGAACAAACGCGCGUACAUGAAUUUAGUAAAGAAACUGAAAAAGGAGCUAGGAGACAAGCGGUCAGAAAGUAUUGACAAAGUUCGCCAGUUACUACCUUUGCCAAAACAGACAUGUGAUGUCAUCACUUGUGAACCUAUGGGUUCCUUGAUUGACACAAAGGGAAACAAAAUUGCUGGAUUCGACUCUAUAGAUAAAAAACAGGGCCUCCAGGUCUCCACAAAGCAGAAGGUGUCCCCAUGGGAUUUGUUUGAGGGUCAGAAGAACCCAGCUCCUCUGUCCUGGGCCUGGUUCGGGACUGUCCGAAUGGACCGGAAGGUGAUCAAGUAUGAGGAGCAGCAUCACCUCCUUUUGUAUCACACACACCCUACGCCCAAGCCCCGAAGUUACUACCUCGAACCCCUGCCCCUACCUCCCGAGGAGGAAGAGGAAGAGCCCACAUCUCCCGUCUCUCAGGAGCCAGAGAGGAAAUCAGCUGAGCUGCCAGAUCAGGGAAAAAACACAACAGAUGAAGAGAAGAAAACAAAGGGGAGGAAGCGCAAGACAAAAUCAAACUCAAGAGUUGAUGAGUAUCCACAGAGCAGCAUAUACCGAGUGCCUCCUAAUUACUCACCCAUUUCCUCCCAGAUGAUGCAUCAUCCGCAGUCCACCUUGUGGGGCUACAACCUCAUGGGUCAGCCCCAGCAGCCUGGCUUCUUCCUUCAGAACCAAUCUCUUACUCCAGGUGGCUCCAGGCUGGACCCCACAGGCUCCUUUGUCCCCACCAAUACCAAACAAGCUCUGUCCAACAUGCUUCAGCGGCGCUCCGGUGCCAUCAUGCAGCCACCUUCCCUUCAUGCCAUCACGUCGCAGCAGCACCUCAUACAAAUGAAGCUCCUCCAGCAGCAGCAGCAGCAGCGGCUUCUCAGGCAAGCCCAGGCUCGACCUUUCCAACAGGACUUCUGUAACUCUGCUGUCUCCCUUCUGGAAGACUUUGACAACAUAAUGGGUCAGCCGGGGGACCAGGCUGCUCUCUUUGCUGCACAAGCACGGCCCUCCCCUCAGCUCCCCCAGUAUCCAGGGCUGCAGCAAGCACAGACCAUGCCCCAAGGCUACACGAUGUAUGGAACACAGAUGCCUUUGCAGCAGACCCCACAGCAGCAGGUCGGCGGUGUGGUUCUGUCUCCCAGCUAUAACUCCAGAACCUACCCAGCUGCGCAUUCCAACCCAGCACUGAUGGAAAGGCUCAGACAGAUACAGCAGCAGCCGAGUGGUUACGUGCAGCAGCAGGCAUCGCCGUACCUGCAGCCUUUGACGGGCUCUCAGAGACUCAACCAUCAGUCCCUCCAGCAGAGCCCGCUGAUGGGCGGAGGAAUCGAUGCCGUGCUGACGUCGGCACACCCAAACCUUCCCUCGGGGCCCCUUCCUCAGGACCCAAUGAGACCCCGACAGCCACAGGUGCGACAGCAGCAGAGGUUCCUCCAGAUGCAGCAGCCCCCCCAGCCCCAGCAGCCCUCGCAGCCCCAGGGUCAGACCCUCAGUCUCCAAGCGAUGCAGCCCCAGCAGCCUUUGUUUCCCAGGCAAGGUUUGCAGCAGACCCAGCAGCAGCAACAGACGGCCGCCCUGGUGCGGCAGCUCCAGAAGCAGCUUUCUAGUAAGUACCCAUCCAGUGCUGAGUAG